CUCUUUUAAUUAUUCAUUGGAAGAAAUUAUUUGUUAUUUGAUAAAAGCUGUGGCAAGAUUUUUUUUUAAAUGGAAAGCGACAUAAGCCAUAUGGAGGGGGAAUUAAUCGAAAGGAGGAGAGCGACCACCUUGGAAGAGUGUUCCCGUAUAAUCGGGGUGAACGGCGUGGCUCGUCACAACAGAGACUCGUUUAAACAACUGUUGCUGGAUCUGACGUUGAUGGAAAAAGUGUUUUCAUUGUUCGACCGCAAUCAGGAUAAAAUAUUGACGCAGGAUGAGUGGAUCGAAUUCCUGAAGGGAAGAUUGAAAAAUGACAAACCAAACGAUCUUAUUAUCCAGCUCGAGAACGUUGCAUACAGCAUAUGUGGCGAUAAUCCUGUAACUUUUCCGAAAUUUCAACAGAUAUUUUCUACUAAAGAGAUCGUAGAUAAAUUAUUUCGACGGAUCGACGAAGAAAACUUGGGAUAUGUAACAUCGUUUCAAAUCAUGGAAUUCCUCUCGACCAUUAGCAAUACAAGACCGCUCGCCGGCUUCGACAAGCGCAGCUUGGAAUGGCUGGAAAAACUUUUUAAACAGACGGUGGGCAAUGAAAAGGAAAUCAGGCGCGAGGAAUUUAACAAAAUCGUCACUUCGAAGAACCCGUUUUUCACUGACCGGGUGUUCCAAAUUUUCGACAAGGAUAAUUCUGGAACGAUAUCGCUUCAAGAGUUCCUCGAUGCGAUGCAUCAGUUCGCUGGAAAAAGUCCCGACGAUAAGAUAAAAUUUCUCUUCAAAGUUUACGACAUAGAUGGUGACGGAUUAAUACAACUUCGUGAAUUGGAACACGUGAUGAGAGCCUGUAUGGAAGAAAAUGGUAUACAAUUUAACGAAGAACAAAUUGAGGAAUUAACUAUGGCUCUGUUUGAUGAUGCUGAUCAAGCUAACCGAGGUGCCAUCACCUUCGAAGCCUUAAAAAAACAAUUGGAGAAGCACGAAGGCUUAUUAGAAAAUUUAUCGAUUAGUAUCGACCGAUGGCUGGUACCGCCAAAGCCGGAAACGAAGCGAAAAUCACGGUUAGAAUUUCUCACCGCUUCAUUGCGUCCUUAUCAGUUAACGAAGCCAUAUAUGAAAAACAAUUACGUUUACAUCGUUUUCAUCUCGAUCUUCGUCUCGAUCAAUGUGGCCUUAUUCCUAACAAGACUCUACGAAUAUAGAACGUCUAAUGGCUACGUCAUGGUAGCGCGUGCCUGUGGUCAGUGUUUAAACUUCAACUGCAGUUUCAUCCUGGUUCUUAUGUUGCGUCAGUCCAUUACCUUCCUACGAACUCAUCGCUUUAAUUCUCUACUGCCGUUAGAUCAACAUAUCUAUCUUCACAAAGUGACUGGAGCUCUAAUCGGUAUCCUCAGCGUAGUGCACACGGUUAUGCACCUUCUUAAUUUUGGCACUAUAGUGGUGUAUGACGAGGCUUUUAACUACAACAACUAUACAAUGUCUGAGUGGCUAUUAACAAGUCGGCCAGCUCUAUUCGGGCUCGUAGGAGGUUAUGCAAACCCUACUGGAGUCAUCCUUAUCGUUCUUCUUGUCGUAAUAACGACGUGCUCCAUGCCAUUUGUUCGACGCGGUGGAUGUUUCGAGGUAUUUUAUUGGUCACACUUAUUAUACAUACCAUUCUGGAUUUUGAUGAUACUACACGGACCGAAUUUCUGGAAAUGGUUCAUAGGACCAGGUACCAUAUACAUGCUGGAAAGGAUACGUCGAAUUGCCUGGUCUCGUUCACAAUUGGGAAAAACGUACAUAAGCUCAGGCCUUCUGUUACCAUCGAGAGUGACGCAUUUAGUCAUCAAGAGACCUCCGCAUUUCGUCUUCCAUCCCGGCGAUUAUGUUUUCGUCAACAUUCCAGUUAUAGCACGUUACGAAUGGCAUCCUUUCACUAUUAGCAGCGCUCCAGAACAAGAAGGCUACAUAUGGCUUCACAUACGAGCAGUAGGUGAAUGGACGAAUAGUCUUUACUCGUACUUUGAGAAAGAGCAGAUAAAACUUCAAAGAAACAAUAUAUUUUCUGUUGAGAGUUGCAGCAGCACCGACGCACCUAAGAAAAUAUAUCUUAACGAAAAACAACAACUAAAUGCCAAUGACAAGAUACUCUCUCCCAAUACGACAAACGGAAAUCAUCGUUGUUUCGACAAUUCUGUGUUUGUUCCUGAUAGUGAAAAAACAAUACACUCGCCACAGUCUGCAAGCGGCACAGCAGAUAACAACACGUUAUCGAACAAGCGGGAACUUUGUCAUUCGCUGUUCACUAGCAGGAUCCCUUUGGAAAAGUCUAUUUCGGUACCUAACAUGCUGUCAGGAAGGAAGAAAAGUGAAAGAUUGGCUGUACUUCGCGAUUACACGAGAUCAGAAUCAGAAAGAAACUUCAACGACCGUGAAAUACGCCAUAAGCGUUUAAAAUCUCUAGACCAGGCCUAUUCCAGCCCGCAGAAUAAAGGAUUGGCACAAAGCUUCCGGUACAUGCGAAAUAAACCCACAAUAAUUGCUUUCAAGACUCCAAGUCUGGAAAACUACGAAUUAGAAUCAACAACAUCGGCGAACGGAUACACAACGCCGCAAGCAACUGUGGACGAAUACGGAAGAAAAUCAUCGAAUAAUCCAAUAAUAAUUACGAUGCAAGCAGCAGCAGAGGAAGGUAGACUACAAAUGAAAUUCGAAGAGACUUCGAAAAGAGAUUACGAUGAUAUGAAAUCUGACGCUCCUUCGGAUAUAACACCAAACUAUACCGUCGGCAAACCAUUGGAGAUUUUUCUGGAUGGACCAUACGGAGCUCCUUCGAGUCACAUAUUUCAGGCCCAACAUGCGGUUUUAAUCGCAACGGGAAUCGGAGUAACACCUUUCGCUUCGAUAUUACAGUCCAUCAUGCAUCGUUACUGGAAAGCCAGGCAUACUUGUCCAAAAUGCAAAUUCUCCUGGGCCAGUGAAAUACCUCCCACCGUGAUGCAUCUUCGUAAGGUGGACUUUUUCUGGAUCAAUAGAGAUCAACGAUCCUUUGAAUGGUUCGUGAAUUUAUUAUCGCAACUAGAAAUGGAACAAGCAGAGUUAGGCAUCGCUAUGGAGCGUUUCCUUGAAAUGCACAUGUACAUUACCAGUGCUUUGCAGAAGAACGAUAUGAAAGCCGUUACCUUGCAGCUAGCUAUGGACUUGGUUCACCAAAUGGAAAAACGGGAUCUUAUAACAGGUUUAAAAACACGGACGAAUGCUGGCCGACCGAACUGGGAUAAAGUAUUCAAGCAGCUUCAGGAUCAGAAGAAAGGCAAAGUGACAGUCUUUUACUGUGGUCCGCCGCAACUGGCAAGAAUUUUACGUUACAAGUGCGACCAAUUCGGUUUUAUCUUUAGAAAAGAGUCAUUUUAAGCUUUUUAAGAGGAGAAACCAUACCAUAAUGUUUAUUUAUUUAUUACAUCGUACUGUUGCGAGACACGUUUAUAAAAUCUUCAUUCAUCAUCUAUUAUGUUUGAAAAGUAAUGGCAUACGCCUGGAACUAAAUGAUCCAUUAUACAGCGAAUGUUAUCUAAUUUUGUUUCGUCUAGAAUCAGUAUAAUCUUUUCAGUAAUGUCAUCCAAAUACAAAAAUUUUACUUCAUGUUAUUCAUAAUUCUGGCUGUUUCGUGCAUCAACCAAAUUGUUAUUAAUACAAGGAGAAAAUUUAUUUGUCGUUCUGUCAUAAUCGGAAAAUUUGUCAAAAUGCGACUACGGGACCAACUAACGAUCGUCAAAUUACUUUUUCUCAAAUUUGCAAUCAGAAUUGCGAUAUUUGGCUAAUUUCAAAUGUGUAACAACUUCAUACGUCAUACGAUGUCUGUAUGUAUACCUCUGGCCGACGAGACGAGGCAGUAAACGUAAUCAAAUUUUAUUUACUAUAUGGUUUAGCGAAUAUAUAUCGGUCUGCUUAUUCUGCAGAACAUUUUAUUUGUUAUUAGAAGUAAGAAGCAAUAAAGGAAAUUAAACUCGAAAGUUAAGUUAAUUUAUUAAAAAUAAAUAUAUAAGAAUAACUAAAGAUUAAUGACGAAGACGGUUAAUUUGAAAUCACAUCAAAACCGUCAAAGUUAAUUAAAAGAAAUAGAACAAGCGCGUUACAAGAAUAUAUGUAAAUAGAAAAUUCAUCUAAAUAAAUGAAGUUGAAAUAAUCAAACUGUCCGAUUCAUUUUAUAUAA
Molecule: messenger RNA, 4186 nt
Organism: Bombus pascuorum
Lineage: Eukaryota; Metazoa; Arthropoda; Insecta; Hymenoptera; Apidae
Gene: Nox
Product: NADPH oxidase 5
Exons: 19
Coding region: 70-3387 (1105 amino acids)
Biological process (GO): defense response; superoxide anion generation
Cellular component (GO): plasma membrane; NADPH oxidase complex
Molecular function (GO): superoxide-generating NAD(P)H oxidase activity; calcium ion binding
Source: RefSeq, a predicted model, not a curated record